GUGUCAAAAUUCCUUGCCCUUUGUGUCAGUAAACCUUUUCUAAUUCCGUCUCGUCGACGGCGAACGAAAUGGCCGCCGGACUCCUCUCCAUUCCCCAAAUUCCCAUGCCCGCUUCCACGCCGUCCAACCGCCCUACACGGCUCUCCGUCUCCGUUUCCGUCUCCGUCCUCCCCAACGCCUUCUUCAUUUCCCCCAUGCGGCCGCCUUUUCCGCUGUCGUCCCUCCGUUCCUCCGCCCUUGUCUUUGCUCUACCUACUGCGAAACCUGAAAUGGCUGCUGCCGAGAAAAUGCCCAAUUGUGAAUGGUGCAGAUGGUCGCUGAGCGCCAUAAAAUCAUUCGCCUUGGCAGAAGUGGAAGCGAGAAGGCUCAAAUACCCUACAGCGGGAACGGAGGCCCUUCUUAUGGGUAUCUUGGUAGAGGGAACAAACGAUGCAUCAAGGUUUUUACAUGCAAAUGGCAUUACUCUUUUUAAAGUGCGAGAGGAAACUGUCAAGCUAUUAGGCAAAUCAGACCUUUUCUUUGUUAGCCCUGAGGAAAUUCCCUUGACUGAAUCAGCACAAAGAGCUCUUGAUAAGGCCAUCGAUGAAAAAUUGAAAUCAGUAGGUGAGGAAGGAGAGACAACCACGAUCCAUAUGCUUCUUGGUAUUUGGUCUGAGAAAGAAGAACCGGGUUAUAAGAUUUUGGCCUCUCUAGGCUUUAACGAUCAUAAGGCUAGUGAGCUGGCUAAGGUGGACAAUAGUGGCUCUGUUACAAAGACGUGAGCAGAUGGAUGUCAUGGAAUUUUUCAGAACUAGCCAAGUUCUUUGCCAUAUAUGAUAAUAUGGCCUUUUAGCAACAUACUGUCAGCUCAUAGACUUACAAGUUCUGUAUCUUCACUUAUCUCAGUGUUGUUGUAAUUGAUAACUCUCUAGUGACCCAUUCCAAGUUCUUCAUUCAUAGACUUUAUUUGAAUUGUGUAGUAAAGUUAUUCAAAAUAUCAUCCAAGUAUACAUUUCUUCGCAUGUUAAAUUUAUCAGUAGAUUUUUAAUA
Molecule: messenger RNA, 1029 nt
Organism: Zingiber officinale
Lineage: Eukaryota; Viridiplantae; Streptophyta; Magnoliopsida; Zingiberales; Zingiberaceae
Product: ATP-dependent Clp protease ATP-binding subunit CLPT2, chloroplastic-like
Exons: 6
Coding region: 69-761 (230 amino acids)
Source: RefSeq, a predicted model, not a curated record